AUGGCCGCCCCAGCCGCCUUUCAUCCGCGCCCGCGCCGUUUCCUUCCCUCGACUUCCGGCCCCAGCCCGCAAGGUCUCCUUACCGUGCUGCCGGGGUUUUACCCUAAAUUAAGAACCCGUCGGCAGCCCUCGAGCUCGUUCCGGCGGCCACAGCUGCGCUGCCAGGUGCGGGCCAUCGGCUCCGCUCCCGCAGCGGGACCGCGUGGAGAGCUCUCGUGGUUGGAGGCGGAGGCCAGGCUUGCAGCGAAGCGUGCUGCCCGGGCCGAGGCUCGAGAGAUCCGAAUGCGGGAGCUGGAGCGGCAGCAGAAGGAGAUCUAUCAGGUUCAAAAGAAAUAUUAUGGGCUGGAUACGAAAUGGGGUGACAUCGAACAGUGGAUGGAAGACAGUGAGCGCUACUCCCGCAGGUCCAGAAGAAACACCUCGGCUUCUGAUGAGGACGAGCGCAUGUCUGUGGGUAGCCGCGGCAGUCUGCGGGUGCAGUCUGACCUGGAGUACAGGGGCCCCCACGCCUGGACAAAUGGCUGUGAUGGAGAGCGGUCUGGAUCCCAGUCCCUGAGCAGAAGAUCCGGCAGGCCCUCCUAUCUGUGCAGCGCUGCCUGGCCCGCGGCGAGCUUCCGGGCGUCUGUGUUGGAGGACAGCAGCCUUGUUGGGGCUCGACGGGGCAGCGUCUGUGGUUCCUACCAUGCUCCGUCGGAGUACAGCAGCCACCUCAACUCCAGCUCCCGAGCCUCCUCCAGGGCCAGCUCUGCGCGGGCCAGCCCCGUGGUUGAAGAGAGGCCAGAGAAAGAUUUUACUGAGAAGGGGUCUCGCAACAUGCCUGGCUUGUCGGCCGCCACGCUGGCCUCUCUGGGCGGGACUUCCUCCCGGAGGGGAAGCGGAGACACCUCCAUCUCCAUGGACACCGAGGCUUCUAUUAGGGAAAUUAAGGAACUCAAUGAGUUGAAGGACCAGAUUCAGGAUGUAGAAGGCAAAUACAUGCAGGGACUGAAAGAGAUGAAGGACUCGCUAGCAGAAGCUGAGGAGAAGUAUAAGAAGGCCAUGGUGUCCAACGCCCAGCUGGACAACGAGAAGACGAACUUCAUGUACCAGGUGGACACCCUGAAAGACACACUGCUGGAGCUGGAGGAGCAGCUGGCCGAGUCCCAGCGGCUCUACGAGGAGAAAAGCAAGGAGUUUGAGCGGGAGAAGCAUGCGCACAGCGUCCUGCAGUUCCAGUUCGCCGAGGUGAAGGAGGCGCUGAAGCAGAGGGAAGAAAUGCUUGAGGAAAUCCGACAGCUACAGCAGAAACAGGCGAGUUAUAUCAGGGAGAUUUCUGAUCUUCAGGAAACCAUAGAGUGGAAAGACAAAAAGAUAGGGGCAUUAGAGAGGCAGAAGGAGUUCUUUGAUUCCAUAAGGAGUGAACGAGAUGAUCUUAGAGAAGAAAUAGCCAAGCUGAAAGAGGAGCUAAAGAAACAUGGAAUAAUCCUAAAUUCAGAAAUAGCUACCAACGGAGAGACUUCAGACACACUCAAUAAUGUUGGAUACCAAGGCCCUACCAAGGUGACAAAGGAAGAGUUCAAUGCCCUCCAGUCAGCUGGCGACGGGGCACUGGAUAAUAGGUUGAAAAAGCUUGUCGAUGAGCGAGAAUGCUUACUGGAACAGGUUAAGAAACUCAAAGGGCAGCUGGAAGGGAAACAGAAGAACAACAAGCUGGACUUCAGUCUGCGAUCUGAAGACGAGGUCUUGGAAAACGGGACAGAUGUUCACGUCAUGGAUCUACAAAGGGAUGCCAACAGACAGAUCAGCGACCUCAAAUUUAAACUUGCAAAAUCAGAGCAAGAGAUAACUGCACUAGAACAAAAUGUAAUAAGGUUAGAGAGCCAAGUAUCCCGUUAUAAAACAGCUGCUGAAAAUGCAGAAAAAAUAGAAGAUGAACUUAAGGCAGAGAAACGGAAACUCCAAAGAGAGCUUCGCUCCGCACUGGAUAAAACAGAAGAGCUCGAGGUGAGCAAUGGCCACUUAGUGAAGCGUCUGGAAAAGAUGAAAGCGAACAGGAGCGCACUCUUGUCCCAGCAGUAAGCACCAGCCUGACAGGCAGCUGAGCGUGUGGCCCUUGGGUUUUUCUCUGUACUGUGAGCGCGCCAUGCCUCCACGGAACGCUACGGGGAGCCCUGGCUCUUCCACUCGUGCCGGGAUCCACCCCGGAGAACCCAGCAGCCGCCAGCUGCAGCCUCGUCUGCAGACCCCUUCUCCAGGCUGGGCCGACUCUCAGAACCUCCAGGUUUCUUCGUAAGCACACUGGGCCUCUGACUCUGACGCACAGCCGCUUCUCAAUGCAUGGCUAGGGACGACCCAGGUCAAGAUGAGCGUGGAACAUGAGCUGUCUUUUCACGUGUCUCGCUGAAAGUGAAGGGGAAACGUUACAGUGUGGGACUCCUCCAUGGCAAAACUACAGUUUGAGCGACUUCCGUAGUAUCUCUUAGUCUACGCUUUUCAUACACAAAACACUGUGGAACCACAAGCCAUUACCAAGCAAAACUCACUGCAAACAAGAGGAUGGUCUAGGCGUAAAAGUGACCUUAAGAAAACUCUUUACAGGCAACAAAUAAAGCUUUUCUAAGGGAUUUUUGCAUCUGUUCAGUCAUGAGAGUACUUUUUUCCAGGGUAAUUAGGCAAUAGCUCUUCUCUGAAAAAAAAGACAGCUUUUCAUUUGCAUUAUAUUUGGAAUUGAAGUUGUUAACUUCUUUUAAAGAAUGUUCUAUUAGAAAAAUAAAAUAUGAAAUGUUAAAAGACUUGA
Messenger RNA from Dipodomys ordii (Ord's kangaroo rat), 2776 nucleotides. RefSeq names its product leucine rich repeat (in FLII) interacting protein 1 (gene Lrrfip1). Gene Ontology annotation, molecular function: RNA polymerase II cis-regulatory region sequence-specific DNA binding; DNA-binding transcription factor activity, RNA polymerase II-specific. NCBI's taxonomy places the organism in Eukaryota, Metazoa, Chordata, Mammalia, Rodentia, Heteromyidae. The coding region runs from base 1 to 2058 and encodes 685 amino acids. The transcript has 25 exons. Gene Ontology annotation, biological process: regulation of transcription by RNA polymerase II. The record is from RefSeq and is a predicted model, not a curated record.